AUGGCUACAGCAAGAGUGCCGCCUCCAACAGGUUUUAUUGGGUUUCUACGAUAUGCAGUGAUAAUAUUUGGCAUUAUAAACAUAGUCAUUCAAAUAAAAAAAAUUACAUUGCCUAACAAAGAUACUUCAGAAGAAUCAUUAGGCCUCGAUUUGGUACCUGGUAUAGUAGGAUUGCCGUCAUCAUCCAUAAUACAAAAGGAAAAUGCUAAUCUUAUACUUGAAAAUAGUUUAAAUCAAAAGUACCCUUCAUCAAGAAAUGUUUUAAAAACUCGCCAGAGACAGGAAUAUGAAUUAAAUUUGGAGUUACUUCCAAAGAUAUUUCAAAAUAGAGAACAAGAAAGGUUUGUUAUCCACCAGAUUCCUUCCACCAAUUUGACAAAUAUCAGCUAUUCCGCUCCAAAUGAAUACGAUAGUGAUGUUAUUGAAGUGUACAACGAAACCGUCCCUACUAGAGAAUGGAUUGUUUAUGAGAACUCUCAAUUACCACCACAAGUUUAUGCACCAGUUUGGAAUCCAUUAAAAAACAACGUAGUAAAUUUAAGUAUUUACAUAAAUAAUAAUGCCACAGGUUAUGACUCGAGUAAAGAUUUGCAAUUGAACAUAAAUGGAAUCGAUUUAACCAGCAUCAAUGACGAACCGCUGUAUAUUAAUAAUUUUGAAUACCCGUUAUUGAACAAUAACACAAAUUAUGAUAAAAAUAUCUACAUACACACGGUGCUUGGCAAAUCCAAUUAUGUUUCAAAUGAUAAUAAUAAUAAUGAUGACGAUGGAUAUGGUUUGUGCGGAGAAACAACUUAUAAAUUGACACACUAUUUCGAUGACAAUUUAGAUAGGGAUAGUGUCAUUCCGUAUGUUCAUCCCAACAUAAGCUUAGUUUUAGGCAAUUUUGACGAUAUUUUAAUAACCAAUAAUAUCCCAUCAUACUUCCGGCAGUUUUUAACCGUUACAAGUGAUGGGAAAAGAGACAAUUCUAGCGGUAUUGUUGGUAGAUAUUUCCCAUUUGUAUUCUAUAAUAAUAUUUUCCAAACCAAAUCGGAAAUGCUUAGGAUUGGUACAAAUAUCACAAAUAUCAAGUUUACCUUAGAUAUUAAACUGGAGCCGCUUUCAGAAAUCAAGAAAAGGUUGUUUUUUUUAAAUUUACUACAGAAAACUUUUAUUUCUGGACAGACUGAAAAUAAUGAUUUUUUUGAAGAAAUUAUAUUCAAGUUGGACCGAUUAAAAAACUUUUUUUUCCAUACCGAUCAAAAGAUUGUUAUAGGAUUGAGCAUUGCUUUUUUAUUUAGAAUAAUAUCCGAGUGCUAUAUUUUUUUACAGAAAUACAAUUCUAUUAAAAAUUCUGAGAUACCAGAGUUCAAUUUAAGUGGGGAAGUAAUAUCCAUCGUUUGUCAAAUUGUAUCGAUUUUAUAUUUGUGGCAAUUUACUUUUGCUACUUCCUAUUAUUUCAUUUUCUUGGUUUAUUUACCACUGUUGAUACUAAAUUCUAUGGAAGUUUUGAAAAAUUUGAAUUUCCAAGUUUUAUCUGUUGAAGAGUUUAUUGUGUUAGAAGAUUAUGACACUAAUGAUCAAUACAUUUGUUCGGUUCCAUUAAUCAUUAACCAUCGUUUCCUAAUAAUCAAAUAUUGUGAUCAUUAUUACCAUUAUUAUUUUACUAACAAAAAGACAGUACCGAGUACUAGCAGUACCUUAACUCGCACUAAAAUAAUGAUUAUUUUACUAAUUGUGCCAUUAUUUUUAAGUGAAUUCAAGAAAAAUAUUAUUGAUACGCAAUACAUAACCAAUUGGAAAAAUGGUAACGAGUUUGCUGUUGCUGCCUUAGUGAGUGGCGAAUUUAUUAGUCAGUUCAUAUAUUUGUAUGGAAACACAAUAGUGUACUCCAUUCCAAAUUUGGUGUUAAAUUAUAAACUAAAAGUAUUUAUGGAUCAUGUUGAAUUUACCGGUAAUAUUAAUCAUCGCUGUAAACAGAAAAUUCUGAUCUUAUUGAGCAUUGUUAAUAUAUUUAUUGAUUUUUUAUAUUCCCAAUUCAUUGAUGUAGAUAAUAGCAAACAACAACUUGCAGGUAUAAGAGAUUUGGUAUUGUUGGCUGUAUAUGUUUUUCAAUCACUUACUUAUGAAAGUCAAAAUGUUGUAAGAAAAAAGAAAAAAAGUAAAAGUUCUAAAAAAGUUGCUUUUAAGGAUGAAGAAUAG
Saccharomycodes ludwigii is the source of this 2184-nucleotide messenger RNA. RefSeq lists its product as uncharacterized. The record is from RefSeq and is a predicted model, not a curated record. Bases 1 to 2184 code for a protein of 727 amino acids. The transcript has a single exon. Lineage: Eukaryota; Fungi; Ascomycota; Saccharomycetes; Saccharomycodales; Saccharomycodaceae.